Molecule: messenger RNA, 601 nt
Organism: Anastrepha ludens (Mexican fruit fly)
Lineage: Eukaryota; Metazoa; Arthropoda; Insecta; Diptera; Tephritidae
Gene: Acbp1
Product: acyl-CoA-binding protein
Exons: 4
Coding region: 55-327 (90 amino acids)
Biological process (GO): fatty acid metabolic process
Molecular function (GO): fatty-acyl-CoA binding
Source: RefSeq, a predicted model, not a curated record
AGCACUAAGCACGUAGAAGUUUCGUAUAAACCCAGCGAUAAAAGAUCAAUAAAAAUGGUCAGCCAAGAGGAUUUUGAUAAAGCCGCCGAGAAUGUUAAGAAUUUAACUUCCACCCCAUCCGAUAAUGAUUUAUUGGAAUUGUACAGUUUAUUUAAACAGGCGACAGUGGGGGAUUGCAACACCGAUAAGCCCGGUUUCUUGGACUUCAAAGGCAAAGCAAAAUGGGAAGCCUGGAACAAUCGCAAGGGGACGUCGAAAGAUGAUGCUAUGAAUUCUUAUGUCGAGAAAGUAAAAGCCCUGGUUCAAGCUCAUGGGCUGAAAGCUUAAAAACAAAAAUAUAAUUAAAAAAUUAUAAAUAUGAAUUUGUGAAUCAAAAAAUGCUAUUGAAUGGCAGAUUAAUCAACUACCAUUUAAAUAUUCCAUUUGCUAUGACUUGGUAAUGAAUUUUGCAAGAAUUACAAAAAAUAAGAAUACACCUUAUAUUUCAAAACGCACGUUUUAAUGCACAAUUUUCUACAGUUUAUUAACACGAAAGUGGUAAUCUUUACAAAUUUUUGUAUUUAUGAGUGUUAUAAAAAUAUAGAAAUAACUUAAAAACACA